Molecule: messenger RNA, 750 nt
Organism: Ostrea edulis (European flat oyster)
Lineage: Eukaryota; Metazoa; Mollusca; Bivalvia; Ostreida; Ostreidae
Product: protein suppressor 2 of zeste-like
Cellular component (GO): nucleus
Source: RefSeq, a predicted model, not a curated record
AUGGCGGUAGAGGAGAAUAGCGCGAAGAGGCAAAGGAAAUCGAACUGGAGUUCAAGAGACGAGAUCAUCCUUGUUGAGGAAGUUCAAAAAAGGGAGUCCCUAUUAUUUGGGAAGUUGUCAGGGCCAGGCAGGACUGCCUUAGACAAGGCGAAAGCCUGGCAGGAUAUUGUCAAUCACUUGAAUGCAGGGGUGGGUGUAGUAUGUAUGUCUGCCCAAAGAAGUGUGUUAGAAAUUAAGAAGUACCAGAAUAUCAAACAGAGAGCAAAAGAGAAGAGAAGUGCUAUCAUGAGGCCCAAAACAGGAGGGGGAAAAAUAUCAUCACCAAGUGCCAGCGAGCAGCUGGUACUGGACAAUUUUUAGGGGAGGCCUAGUAUGUGUGGCGUUACCAGUGGAAUAGACACAACUGAGAGCCUAUUCCUACUGCUGCCUCCAAGCCACACUGCUUCAUCAACAUCAGCUGCAAUUGUAUCGCCAUUGCCCAUUCCAUCCGUUACUACUUCUUCAUCAUUUACUGUUUCCUCCACUUGUUCAUCAUCAUCAUCAUCAUCAUCAACAAUUUCUUCAACAUCAGCAUCAGUAACUCGGCCCUCUACUACCGUAUCAUGUACAACUCCAUCCCCUAUAACACCAGACACGCUUCUGAGUGAAGAGCUUUUGAAUAUUAGAGAGAGGAGAAAGCUCAUCAAAGACCAACAGGUGCUAACUAGAAUUCAGAAACACUACUUUAUGUUGAAAAUAAAACAGAGAGAU